AUGGAAACGGGGAGAAAGGCGGAGGGGGGAGAGGCAGAGGUGGCAGGUGGUAGAGCCAGUGUGGCAGCGCACGAGGGAAGGGGACGACCACGUUGGCUGGCCGUUUGUGGCGCCGGGAGGGGAGGCGGAGGUGGCAGGCGCAGAGAGCGGCACUCAUCUUUCCCUCAUUCCCCUUCCCCUCUCCCCUGCUCGCGUUCUCCUGCUCUUAUUCUCGCCCUCGCCCUCUCAUCUCAGGUGGUGGAGCCUAUAUGGAAACGCACUAGGGAGGGGGACGACCACGUGGGCUGGCAGUUCGUGGCGCCGGGAGGGGAGGCGGAGGUGGCAGGGGCAGAGAGCGACACUCAUGUGGUGGAGCCUGUAUGGAAACGCACGAGGGAGGGGGACGACCACGUGGGCUGGCAGUUCGUGGCGCCGGGAGGGGAGGCGGAGGUGGCAGGGGCAGAGAGCGACCCUCUUAACGGUGCCCUUUUCCUGAGGGACGUGUAUGAGAAGGUGGACCCCUGUGCCGCCAAGUUCAUUGUCCCUGCAGAGGUGGCAGGGGCAGAGACCGACCCUUUGAACGGAGCCCUCUUCCUGAGGGACGUGUAUGAGAAGGUCGACCCCUGUGCCGCCAAGUUUAUUGUCCCUGGCGAGAGGAGAGGCGGAGGGGGCAGGAGCAGAGAGCGACACCCUAAACGGAGCCCUUUUUCUGAGGGAGUGUAUGAGAAGGUCGACCCCAGUACUGCCAAGUUCAUCGUGCCUGUGAGUCUAAGAGCUCUCUUCCGGAGGGACGUGUAUGAGAACCCUUUAGUGGACCCCUUUGCCGUCAAGUUCAUCGUGCGUGUGAGUGGUGGGAGUGGGUGGGCAGAGAGGGACCCCCUGAAUGGAGCUCUCUUCCUGAGGGACGUGUACGAGAAGGUGGACCCCUGUGCCGCCAAGUUCAUUGUCCCUGCAGAGGUGGCAGGGGCAGAGAGCGACCCUCUUAACGGAGCCCUCCUCCUGAGGGACGUGUACGAGAAGGUGGACCCCUGUGCCGCCAAGUUCAUUGUCCCUGUGAGUGGUGGGAGUAGGGCGAGAGGAGAGGCGGAGGGGGCAGGAGCAGAGAGCGACACCCUAAACGGAGCCCUUUUUCUGAGGGAGUGUAUGAGAAGAAUAGAGAGUGUCCCGCUCAGCAGAGCUCUCUUCCGGAGGGACGUGUAUGAGAACCCUUUAGUGGACCCCUUUGCCGUCAAGUUCAUCGUGCGUGUGAGUGGUGGGAGUGGGUGUGGCUGGGUCCUGUGGGACAAGCAAACGAGCACCAUAGUGAACAACGAGAGUGCGGAGAUCGUGAGAAUGCUCAACUCGGAAUUCAACGCCUUAGCCAAGCACCCUCAGGUAAGUGGACCUUUACCCGCCCCACCUGCGAGCAGCAAUCGACGUGGUGAUCGAGUGGGUGUAUCCAGCGAUCAGCAGCGGCGUCCCUCUUCCUUUCACCCUUCUCACUCGCGCCUUUCCUUCACCACUCCUCCUCAGGUGGACCUUUACCCGCCCCACCUGCGAGCAGCAAUCGAUGAGGUGAACGAGUGGGUGUAUCCGGCAAUCAACAACGGCGUGUAUCGCUGCGGCUUUGCCAAGAAGCAAGGCCCAUAUGAAGAGGCGUUCAAGGAGCUCUUUGCUGCUCUCGAUCGCUGUGAGGACGCGUUCAAGGAGCUCUUUGCUGCUCUCGAUCGCUGUGAGGACAUCUUGUCUCGCCAGCGCUACAUUGCAGGAGACACUUUCACAGAGGCUGACAUUCGCCUGUUUGUCACUCUCAUUCGAUUCGACGAGCUGGGCGUUCUCGGUGCCCCGUCAACAGCGGCGCCAACUGCGGCGCCAUCUGCUACGUUUCCUUCCUACCCUUUUCCAGCGCGUCUAGAUGGAGUUCUGCCCCACGUGUGCCAACAUGCUGCUGGUGGAGCAGGCACACAUGGGGCGAGAGGCGAGGUUCUUCUGUCAGACGUGCCCCUAUGUCUAUGGCAUCACCAGGAAGAUUUCAAGGCGCCAACUGGUGGUGCAAAAGGAGGUGGAUGA
Molecule: messenger RNA, 2028 nt
Organism: Closterium sp. NIES-65
Lineage: Eukaryota; Viridiplantae; Streptophyta; Zygnematophyceae; Desmidiales; Closteriaceae
Source: the annotation of a GenBank genome assembly